AUGCUCCGGUUAACACCCAGUUUCUAUCAGCGCACGUUAGCAAAAUCCAGUUCAAAAUGUGUCGAAAACCAGUUUUCAUAUAAUAUCUUCAUGGGGAGAAAGAGGAAGUAAGAAUCAAAGUAAGGUUUCCAACCAUGGAUUUUUGGCAGAAGGCUCGAAGUUUUGCUCAAGAAGCAGCGAAGAAAUCUCAGGAAAUUACACAAGAAGCCAUUUCAGCAGCGAAGCGAUCUCCAGAGCUAACAAGGGGAGCGGCCAGGAUCUCUGAUAUCGUAUCCGAGACAGCAAAGAAAUCAAAGGAGAUUGCCGCGGAGGCUACCAAGAAAGCCGAUCAGAUCAAGAUCGAGGCAUUGAAGCGAGCCGACCAGAUCAAAUCCCUUGCCGAGGGAAUCUCUCCUCAGAUUCCUGUCCCUACCAUCUCCCUCAUUGAUUUCUCUUCUGAUACUCUCUCUUCGUCUGACCUCGAGAAAUUUGGUGUUACCGAAGAGCUGAGGGAUUUUGUUAAGGGCAUCACCAUUAACACAUUUCAGGAUUUUCCCAUACAAGAUGAACCGGAGAUCACUGAUGUCCCCACUGUCUCAAAUGUCCGGAAGGAUCUUACAGAGUGGCAAGAGAGACAUGCUACUCUAGUUCUCUCGACCGUCAAGGAAAUUUCAAGCCUAAGAUAUCAGUUAUGUCCGCGCUUCAUGAAAGAAAGGAAGUUCUGGAGGAUAUACUUUAUACUUGUGAACAGUCAUGUGGUUCCAUAUGAGAAACAGUAUAUGGAAGAGGUUAAGCUGAAAGCUACAGAACAGACAAAAGAUGAUAAAUUGAAAGAAACUCCAACAGUUGGAACAACAUCUAAACCAGAAGUGGCCCAAACAAAGCAGCAAAGUAAGGGUUUAACUUCAUCAUCUGCCGAGCAGGACUUGGAUGUAUUUCUCUUGGGAGAUCUUGGAAGCAGUGCUGAUGAGGGCCCAGAUGCUGCAGAUGAUGGGGAAUUUGAUGAUUUUGACAAGAUUGUGGAGAACUCGGAGGAUGAAGAAGAGAAGCAGAUUUCAAAGGCAACUGCAGGGUAAAUCAACUUUAGCCAAAAUAAAAAUAGGAAGGAGUAGGCGCCACUCAUCCAAGAAUUCAAGAAAACCAUAUGGUAGAGGUGAAACAGAUAAGCAUGGAUUAAGAAGGUUGGUGGUGCCGUGGUGGUGGUGACACUGGUGAGGGGGUGAUUGAUGUUCCUUUGCUAUAUUGAGAUUGUGAGAUGUUUCCCUUGCCAAUGCUCCGAGUAGGAGGAAAAAGGAUGGAGACGGCGCUUAUUUGGUGUAAAUGUUAAUGCUGUUCUUGUUAGUUCAAAUCUAAAUGUGUGUUUCUCUUGUAUUGCCAAUUUCAUUUGACGCUUGGUCCCCUGAUAGCAAGAUUUUGAAAGGUUGAUGUCAUGUAAUAUUGCUUGUUCAAGUUUAUGUAAUAUUGUUUAUGUAGACAGCGCUUAUUCAUUAUUUGUUCAAGUUUAUGUAAUAUUGUUUCAAUAGAUUCCGAAGAAUUUGGCGGUAAAAGAAGACUUGCAGGAUA
Messenger RNA from Nelumbo nucifera (sacred lotus), 1542 nucleotides. RefSeq lists its product as uncharacterized. The record is from RefSeq and is a predicted model, not a curated record. Lineage: Eukaryota; Viridiplantae; Streptophyta; Magnoliopsida; Proteales; Nelumbonaceae.